This is a messenger RNA of Phytophthora sojae, 1308 nucleotides long. RefSeq lists its product as hypothetical. The coding region runs from base 1 to 1308 and encodes 435 amino acids. The transcript has a single exon. NCBI's taxonomy places the organism in Eukaryota, Oomycota, Peronosporomycetes, Peronosporales, Peronosporaceae. The record is from RefSeq and is a predicted model, not a curated record.
AUGGCAGGCAAGCGGAAGCGCGGCGACGCCUUCUCGGCGCACGAGAAGCUGGUGCACAAGAGCUGCUCGCUGCUGCAGCGCGAGGCCAAGAAGGUGCGCACGUUCCUGGUGCGCAAGGCGGUGCAGCAGCUGAAGCAGCUGCGUCUGCAGCUCGAGGAGCCCGUGGCGGACGAGGCCAAGCGCCAGAAGCGCGAGCAGAAGCUGCGCCACAGCAUCGAGCGCUUCGAGCGCGAGCACGCAGCGCUCAAGACGCUGGAUCUGCAGAAGCUUGUGGCCAGGGCGCGCGUGCAGACGGGGCUGGACAAGCCGCAGCCCGAGGUCUCAGAGGAGAACGAGCACGAGCAUGAGCACGAGGAGGCACAGGACUGGGACGAGGAAGGCAGCGACAGUGACAUCGAGCAGGACAGCGAAGACGAGCAGGACUCUGAGCAAGAGGAGAAGCAGGAACAGGAUCAACCGGAGACGGUGAGCGAGAAGGAGCCUGAGGCUGCUGCUGCUGAGGAGGAGGAUGGAGAAACACAGCAGGAUACCUCUAAGGAGGAGGCCGAGAAGAAGGCUGAGGAGGAAGCCAAACAGGAUGCGGCGACUAAGCAGGGUGAAGAGUUGGAGAACAGGUUGUUGGACCGCGUGCUGGCUCACAAGCAGAUUGUGCCGCUGCUGGAUGCGAUCAAGAAGUUGGUGGAGAAGGAGGAGAAGGAGGCGGAGAAGAAGUGCCGCGCGCAGGAGAAGCGUGCGUUGAAGCGCGGCCGCCACGAGUCCUUGGUAGGCAACACGGGACGCAGCGGCGUGGUGCCAACGUCGCUUUUCCUCGGCUCUCUGUCGGGUCGUGGAGGCAAUGACGACUUGGAUAUGGGCAUGGACGAGUACGGUACGAUGGCUGGCGCGGACGACGACAUCGCCGAGUUCCUGGGCGAAAAGAAGAAGAAGAACCGUCCCGGUCAGAUGGCGCGACGCAUGAAGGCCAUCCGCAAGGAGGAGGCGCUUAAGCGCAAGGAGGACCGUGCGAAGGGUAUCUUCGUUCCGUACAAGGACAACUCGGCGUCGGUGGGCAAGUACGGACUAUCCGAGCGACCGAAGAAGGCCAAGCCUAAGGCUAAGCCGGGCAAGCAGGCAGACAAGAAGGCGUCGCGUGGCGGGGACUCGCGUGCGAAAUCGAAGGACGCGGCUCCUCAGAAGCAGCGUGCUGCCCCAGCACCUGCUGCACCGGUGGAGGCUGCACACCCGUCGUGGCUGGCGAAGCAGAAGCAAAAGGAGAAGGAAAAGGUCAGCUUGACUGCCUUCAGUGGCAAGAAGAUCACGUUCGACUAG